Messenger RNA from Perca flavescens (yellow perch), 2044 nucleotides. It is a transcript of the gene itm2ca, whose product is annotated as integral membrane protein 2Ca. Gene Ontology annotation, molecular function: amyloid-beta binding. Gene Ontology annotation, biological process: negative regulation of amyloid precursor protein biosynthetic process. Bases 187 to 966 code for a protein of 259 amino acids. Gene Ontology annotation, cellular component: Golgi apparatus; extracellular exosome; plasma membrane. The transcript has 6 exons. The record is from RefSeq and is a predicted model, not a curated record. Lineage: Eukaryota; Metazoa; Chordata; Actinopteri; Perciformes; Percidae.
GCAGCAGUAGCACACUUCCGGUGGAUAAAGACAAAAACAGAGAAGCAGCCCAGCGGUGAGAAGAGGACAGUCAGUCGACGAAGUGAGGGACUUUGUUUCAGAAAGGUGGCCAGCUAUCGUUGAAGAAGAGACCCAGACGAAGAGCGAGGACACCUGCAGAGGACAGACACACGGUGACACCGAGCCAUGGUGAAGAUCACUUUCCACUCUGUCGCGGGACAGAAAGUGGAGAAGGAGAAUGAUGGCGACAAGACCGAAAUUCUCAUUCCUCAUCCGAUGGAUGAAGAUGAGCUGGUCCUGCCGCUGCGGCCCAAAAAGUCUCCCCUCAAUGGCCUGUGCUGCCUGACGUUUGGCCUGGUUGUGUUUAUGGCUGGUCUGGUCCUUGCCUCCAUUUAUGUCUACCGCUACUACUUUAUACCUCAUAUCCCAGAGGAGAACCUGUUCCACUGCAGGGUGCUUUAUGAAGACUCUGUGUAUGCCCCGCUGCGUGGGCGUCAGGAGCUGGAGGAAAAUGUCGGCAUCUACUUGGCCGACAACUAUGAGAAGAUCACUGUGCCCGUGCCUCACUUUGGAGGCAGCGACCCCGCUGAUAUAAUCCAUGACUUCCACAGAGGACUGACUGCCUACCAUGACAUUGCUCUGGACAAGUGCUACGUUAUUGAGCUCAACACCACCAUUGUGAUGCCUCCACGCAACCUUUGGGAGCUCCUUAUCAAUGUGAAGAAGGGAACAUACUUGCCUCAGACCUACAUCAUCCAUGAAGAGAUGGUGGUUACUGGCAAAGUGCACAACAUGCGUCAGCUGGGACCCUUCAUCUACCGCCUGUGCAAUGGGAAGGACACGUACCGUCUGAACCGCCGUGUCACCCGCAGACGCAUCAACAAGCGCGAGGCGAAGGACUGCCACCACAUCCGUCACUUUGAGAAUACAUUUGUGGUGGAGACUGUUAUCUGCGAUGAAGCGUGAACACGACGGUCAUCCGUGUCAUCCCACCCACCCAAAGGCAUAUCUACAGUCACCACCCCAGCCACUGUAGCAUCCUCCUGUGGAACUGAUGUUUGAGUUGCACUUUACUUGUGAUUUUGGUUUGAUAUUGUAAAAGAUUUCUUUUUUUCCUACCAACCUAUUUUUUUUGUUGUUUUUUGUUGUCUAUUUUCCAUAGGUAAUAAUUACACUGAGGUGUAACGCAAUACUAAACUGUUGGUUCUUUCACAGGAUUUUCCUUGUAGCAAAGUCCUUUAGCCCAUAAUGAAUUAUAAUUUCAAGACCCCUCAUCUUCCUCUUGGGAUUUGUAUGAUGGUUACCGUCGUUGGGGGAGAUGACUGUCUCCAUGUGUCGUCAAGGAGACUGUACUUUUGUUUUUUUUCUCCUGCCCUGGAGGUUACUUUGUGUCUUCUUAGUUCUACUAACACAAUCAUCGGUGCAAAGCAUGAAGCCUUGCUUCUCUAAACAAUCAUUAUCCAUAGACAAUAAUUCAAUAGUUAUCUUUUUAUUCCCAUGUUCUCUGUAAUGUAAACAUGUAACUGCUGAUGACUAGUUGCUUACUUGCAUAUUUAUCCUCUUGCCUGCCUGUUGCUUCUUUGCUCCCCUUUCUGCUUUUAAUUUCCUAGAAGUUCAAGAAGGUUGCAUUGGACAUUAGUCUGCUUUCACUUUUUUUCAUAAAGUUUUUUUUAUAAUAUUUCAUCAUAUUUGAAACUGGUGAUGACCCAUAUAUAUUUUGGAUGCUCUCAUUUGUCAUCAACUUUUCUAUUUUCUUGUCAUGUUUUUUGUGUGUGCUUUCUUCAUCAAUGCCUUUGUGAAUGAUUUUAAAAUAAUGUCUUUUGUCUUCCCUUGCAUGUGUUCAUCUAUGUGCAAAACAGCACUGUUAGAAUGUUUUGUAAAACAACGUUUAAAGCCUUAGUCCAGAGUCAGAGACUGGAUUAAAGUCAAUACUACUGAAAGGGAGCAUAUUAUGUUAGUCAAACAAAACCAACUUUGAUCUGUAUAUUUUGUCUGCUGAUGAAAUCAUGAAAUCUGUCUGUUAAUAAAGUAGUGGAAAUUAUAA